This is a messenger RNA of Schistosoma turkestanicum, 2165 nucleotides long. Lineage: Eukaryota; Metazoa; Platyhelminthes; Trematoda; Strigeidida; Schistosomatidae. The record is from the annotation of a GenBank genome assembly.
GGAUAUAUAAUAUCUUGGAUUUGAAUGAUUGUGUGCAACUAAUGUCUCCAGUUACUCUUAGGAAUGAAAACAAACCACAGCUACCCAGUAACCUAAGUAAACCUAAACCACAAAAGUUAACCAAAGAUUUUGUACAAUCAAAAAAUUAUCUUAAUUCUAUUCCUAACAAUCAUUCAACAAUAUAUCCAUCUAAAUUAAAAGAAACAUCAACAGCGUCAAAAUCAAACGAUAUUCUUGAUAAUCGUCUUCAUCAAUUAGAUGAUUCGACAAAAGAAUUAUUAUCAUAUUAUCGUCAUAAAGUAGAAACUUUAACUGAAGAUCAUGAAACUGUUCAACGUCGUCUAGAUAAAAUUUAUGAUGCUAUAAGUAAUCAAGAAUCACUUAGUUUAGAAUUAAAUCAACGUGAUGCUGAAAUUUCCGAAUUACAAAGAGCAUUAUCUGAUAUGCAGGUUUAUCUAUUUCAAGAACGUGAACAUGUUCUACGUUUAUACGCUGAAAAUGAUCGUUUAAAAAUUCGUGAACUAGAUGAUCGACGUAAAAUACAACAUUUAUUACAAUUAUCCAAUGUAGGACCAAAUGAAAUUACUUAUUUUUUAAAACAACCUAACACUGAAUCAAAAAAUGUUAUAAAUCAAGAUUCAGCUAAUAAUGAAACUGAUGAAACUAUCAUCGAUGAUGAAAAUAGAAAAUUGAACAAAAAGGUAACAUGGAUUUCAGCUAUGGCUGUUAAACCAAUUAUUCCAACAGCUCCUUCUCAAGGUGUUGUGGAAUUUACUGCUUCAGGAAAAACAAUUUUCAAACCAAGUAGAAAUACAAAAUCCGAUCAACUUAAAUCAGAUCAUAAAACUUGUUCUAAUCAGUCAGAACCAUUUAAAUCGGAUACAGUUUCUCAAAUUGAACAUGAAUCUGUGCUAAGAGAACUUGAAAUGUCAAAGUCUUCUUUAAGAGCAUUACAAACUCAAUUGGAAGAACAAACACGUAAUGCUCGUGAACAAAAUGAUUCAUUAAUGGAAGAUCGUAAAGCAUUACAGGAAGAGAUGAAUGGUUUACGUAAACGUUAUGAGGAAAAACUACGAACUUCAUCAGAACAACUUAGACGCUGUCAAGAAUUAUUAUAUGACAGUACUAAAGAAUUCUUAGCACAAAGAAAUCAAUUUCGUCAAGCUGAAAAGGUGUGGAUAUUAGAAAAAGAUAAACUUUUAAGUCAAAUCAGUAUGAAAAAGUUGAAUUCUUCUAAUGGUACUCCAUCAAAUUUAUCAAUUUUAAAAUCUGGUGAACAUAAUACUUGUUAUUCAAUUCAUGAUAAAUUAGAAAAUACAUUGAUCACUAUGAAUUCAAUGAAUUUAGAAACUCAUGCAUGGAUUGAAUUAAAACAACAAAAACAAAUUCAAUUAGAGAAAACAAUCAAUAAUUUAGAGCAUCAAUUAGAUCAACAACAGAAAUUAUCCGAUAUGUAUAGAGAACAAGUUAUUCAAUUAGAAGAGGAAUUAGUUCGUGUACGUGAAGAAGGUGUCAUGUCAAAAGAUGUAUUCAAAGAUCAAGCACAAAAACUUCAUGAACGUGUUCAAGUUACAUCACAACGUUAUCAAAAUUUAGAACGUAGACGUCAAUUAGAAAUGGAAGGUUAUCGAACCGAUAUUAGUGUAUUACGUAAAAAAUUAAAAGAAGUUGAACGACAAUUAUUAAAGUUAACUCUUGGUUUAACCGAUGGGCUCAAUCUACCAGAAUCAAUCAAUGUUCAUGAGCAUAAAGAUAUUGAUCUGGCUCUGCUAAAGGAAGUCAAAGCUUCAACAACACGAUCUAAUCAAAUAUUAAAUGAAUUGAAAAAUCUUAAAAUAAAAAUGUAUUCUUUAGAGGAUGAAUUACGUAAAAUUUGAUAUAUAUAUAUAUAUAUUGUCGUCAUUAUCUUUUUUUAUGUCAUUCACCCUUUCCUUCUGCGCGUUCCAUUGACUGUGAUGUAAUUUCAUAUUAUGUAACUAAUAAUUGUGUACUUUAACAAAUUUCGUUCUAUUUUAUACUUUUCUACUGAUAACAUUUACAUGUUAUUAUUAUUACUUAGCUUUUAUUGUUUGCAUUUGUUUAAAAAUUUCUCUUUUUAUACUCAUUGGUAAUUUUUGUACAUUGUUUUAAAAAUGAAUUAUAUGAUUAUGAAAAAUCUAUAUUGA